CGAUUGCGACUGGUUGGCCGUGGUGCCCUUCGAUUCCGCUCGCUCCGUUUGACACUCCACGACGGGGAUGCAUGCGCGCGUGUGCGCACUUCCUUCUCUCGCUCGUCACAUCCUAGCUAGAAGCAUAUCCCUAUCCAUCCAUCUCUUCUAGGAUGCGCUGCUGCACGACGACGACGGGUUCUUACCCAGCCAGCCAGCUAGCGACGACGAGUAGCAUGCCUAAAAACAACAUCGUGCAGCAGUAGCAUCAACGCAUUAAAACCUUGUUUGCGUUUCUCCGCUGCCUACCGCACCCCAGCCUAGGAAGAGGGGCAAGGAUGCAAUAUCCUUUAAAUCGAGACCCAGUGCACAAGGACCAACCUCAGCAUGGCAUGCAGUUUCAUUUCACGUUUUGCCGUCGCUUCGAAAGGUCGUCGGUCGGUUUGUAGUGGCAUAUCUAGUUGCAAUCAUUCUUAUCGAGUUUCGAAGUUUUGUCGUGAUUCAGAAAGUGUUGUACUGUAAUUUGUGAAAGAGUGAGAUGAAAAAAAAAGAUAAAUUGAAAUCGUGCUAGUGUAUGUUUAAAGCAACUUUUUUGAGUUAUUCAACAUGCUGAACUUGCAGUGCUUUACAAUUUCAAUCGUACGUGAGGUGCUUUCAAACUAAACAGAAGAUUCUUCAGAAGUUUCGUUAAACUCAGCACGCUGUUUCAAAACCUGGCUCAAAAAAAUUGAACCAUCACGAGUGAGAGACCUUCCAAGGGCAACGAGGAAUUAAAUUCGAAAACCGUCUAAUUGAUUGCUUUGUCAACAAGCCAGAGUGAACCGUAUAGAUUGCCAUUUGUCCCUCCUGGGCUCGAAUCCCGACAAAAAAAAAACCUAUCAUCGAAUUAGCAACAAUAAUAGAUAUAACUUCAAACGGUUUUGCCAAGGGAGAACAUCGAGACAAUCCGGAAGACGAAAUACGAAACCGCACUUGAGUGCCAGUGGGUCAAAGAAGAGGAAGAUAGACAUUAGGCAGAAGUGAUCCGGAGUGAAACAGUGCAACGGGAAGGGAACAGUGUUCGGGCCCGGUGACAAAAUCCCUGCCCAGGUAUACCCUGGUACCUAGAGGAAACGAUGAUGACGACGGCGGUGGCAGCCGCUUCGGCGACGAUGAUGGACUGGGACAUUGACAUAUUCAACCUGGACAUCGACGAGCACGCACUGGACUACAGCAUCCGGUCCAUCAUAUCGGACGACUCCAUUUUCAGCACCUUGCUGCUACAGUCCGCAAGCAACAUUACCGACAAUGAGCAAACAUCCUUCUCGUCUACGAGCUCAUUCUCGUCCUGUUGUUCGGAGUCAGAAUCCACAUCAUCGCCGUCCAUUAUAUCACCACAACUGGAUUCAUUGCUUCAGCUUCAUCCGGCAACAAUGAUGUCGACGACGACGACGCAGACGACGGCGACGGCGGCGACGACGACGAUCCUGAAACCGCACAAAUGCACGUCAGUUGGACCAUCGGAUACGGACGAUGACAAGUUGAGUGUGGAGCACGAUUCAGGAAACUCCGACGGGUCGUCAUCGCUGGAUUCUGAGGAGUCGUUUUCAGAGGCACUCCCCUCGGAGGAAUCCACCAACGGUAGCGACGCGGAAAACGAUGCUCCCGAGGAGAACCGUCCGUACAAGUGCGCCGAAUGUGGCAAAAGCUACACCCGGAAGCUGUAUCUGAUGCGUCACUACGUCCAGCAUACCCGGGAGCGACCGUAUCAGUGUGAAGUGUGCAGCAAGAGCUUUGCGUACGCCAGUUCGCUGUCCUCGCACCGGAAGCUACAUUUGGCCAGCGGCGAACAUCGGUGUGACCUCUGCGGGAAGAGCUUCAUGACCGAGGAUCUACUGGUGGCGCACAAAACCGCGGUCCACUACGGGGAGCGUCCCUACAAGUGCAAGCAAUGCAAGAAAACGUUCGUCCUGCUGCACGCGUACAAAGCCCACAAAAAGUGGCACCAGCAGUUUAGUCCGUACAAGUGUUCGAUCUGUGAUAGGGAAUUUGCGAAGAAAAUCAGUUUGAAGUGUCACCUGCGGGUUCACACCGGGGAAAAGCCCUUCACGUGCGACAUUUGUCACAAAAGCUUCACCCUUUCGUCUACGCUGUCCUCGCACAAGAAACUCCACGGUGAGAAACCGGCCCUGCAGUGCGAGACCUGCGGGAGAAUUUUCACGCAAGCCAGUGCACUGUCGACGCACAAGCAUCUGCACACGGAAGUUCGGCCGCACAGUUGUGAUUUGUGUGGGAAACGGUUCAUCCGGCUGCACGCGCUCAAGAUUCACAUCCGGACGCACUCGAACGAAAGGCCGCAUCGGUGCGAGCUCUGCCCGAAAACGUUUCUGGAGAAGCACGUGCUGAUUAGACAUCUCAAGACGCACACCGACGAGCGCCCGUACAGCUGCGACACCUGUGGCAAGGCGUUCAAGGAAAAGUAUGACCUCUUCCGGCACGUCCUGAUCCACUCCGGCCUGAGGCCCCACAAGUGCGACGUGUGUGCGAAAACUUUUGUGCAAUCCAACGCCUUGACCAAGCACCGGCGAAGCCACAAGGACAACGGCAAAGACGAUGAUGACGACGGCAAGAAGCAACAGAAGAAAACUUCCAUGGGCAGCCCAAGGAGCCCAGCUAUGAAGACGGCGGCGAUGAUGACGACGAUGGCAACCAGGACGAUAGUGGUUGGGCCAACUUCUCUGACGUCGGUGAUGAUGAUGCCAGCUGAGAAAGUCUAGUCCAAGAUUCAAGGAGGUGUUAUGAUUACACUCGAUUAUCAUACAUUUACAUGUGUAUAAGUGAGAUUUGAUAUCAAAGAAAAUAGUUGUAUGGCUUUGCGAAAAUAAAUGAAGAUGUUGCGCUGGGAAAAGUGUGUCUUUGUGAAAGGGAAGUGGGGGUGAGAGGAAAUGCUGGACCUAGUGUGAAGAGAAAUAUGAGCAAUGAUAGUUCAACUUCUGCACUGUAAGGAUGCAAUCUGGAAAUGAACUUCAGUAGGUGUCGAAGGUGUUGGGAGUUUGUAUAGAGUUGAAUGGCAUUGACGUCUGCUGGAAAUAGAUGAAAUUACAUAUCUUACUGAUUUUACAGCCAUGCACAAUGGUUUACGAACUAGACUUACACUCCCGAUCAAAAAUUUGAGGUCAACCCCUGAAACACAUGUCAU
Aedes albopictus (Asian tiger mosquito) is the source of this 3157-nucleotide messenger RNA. Its product is annotated as zinc finger protein 70-like. NCBI's taxonomy places the organism in Eukaryota, Metazoa, Arthropoda, Insecta, Diptera, Culicidae. The record is from RefSeq and is a predicted model, not a curated record. Gene Ontology annotation, molecular function: RNA polymerase II cis-regulatory region sequence-specific DNA binding; DNA-binding transcription factor activity. Bases 1095 to 2735 code for a protein of 546 amino acids. The transcript has 6 exons. Gene Ontology annotation, biological process: regulation of transcription by RNA polymerase II.